AUGGAAUCUAUGUUUUCGUCUAAUAUCCGCGAACACGGCAGCAUACCGUGGGACGACAAGUACAUGAAGAUUGGCUCCGGCUACGAUCUCUACAAACAGCAGUCGCUGCGCUCGCCUUUUUGGCCAUGUCACCCUUCCUCUGAACUUCCAAGUACGGAACUGCACACUCUGGAGAUCAGCAGCAAGAUAUUGCGCGAUGAGGAAACUUUACUUCAAUACAUGACCUCUGACACACGGGCACUUGCAUCGGUCUUUACUGUCUUCAACCUUAAAGCCUCCCUGGAGACACUCAAGACCGCUCGAUGUAGCAAGACGUCCAUGACAGUGAUUAAGCGUUGCACUAUUACGCUGCCUGCUGAGCAUCAUGAGCAUUUGCUUGAGCUCUCUGACGAAGCAGAGUCCUGUUUUGGGCGGCUGAAUUGGUACGGGGAAGACAACGCACAAACCUUCAAGACAAGGUACGGCCAGUACUGCAUCACUGGAAGAACUCGACAAUCCACGUUCUUUGCCGUGAGCACCUACUCAGCCGAUACACAGCAGGAACUCGACCAGUUUGCCAGUAGGCUUUCGGCGGACUUCAACGGAAAAACGGUGUCCGUCGAAGCUGCAUCUUCCUUCGAAAUGGGUUCAUCCCACAAAUCCGCUAGCAUCAGGGAAACGCAUGAAGUCGUCGUCGUUGGAUGCAGUUCGCGGAACUUGCAACACCGGCUCCACACAAUCGAUAUUCAGAAAGCUUGGGUCGACUUCCUUGAGCACUACACGCCUAUACCAGUCCUGGCGCAAAUUACACACUAUGCCAAUAUCGACAUCAGAAUCAAACAUCCGCAGGGGUCGCUGUCCAUCCCAGAAGACUUUCGGAAUGCAGCUGAGCUUGCCCAGCUUCUCCAGGUUGCAGCUCGGUCCAAUCGUCUGGUCGGCGCUCGAGCCCUAGAGAUAUCUGUCCAGUCGACGAUUUUGAAGCUGGCUGAUCUACACGUAUACGCGGAAGAUAGUGACGAGGCCCUUCAACAAUGCGUGGCGACUCUAAAGAACGUCCGAGAAGAGCUGAGUGGAGUGUGGGAUCGACGGCGAAAGGUGGCAAAGGUGAUGACUGAAACAGAAGGCCAAAUUGAGAAGUGGAAGUUAAACAAAUGGGUGAAAGCCCACCACACCCCACAAUGGAAGAUUGGAAUCUGCCCUGAUGAUGUGCACGAAAGUCUCCGCAAUGAAGUCAUAGAGUAUCGAGAGGACUGGGACCCUGAGAGUAAGCGUGAUGGUAUGCCCGUGUGUCUCAAGAAUGAGGUGUCCAUGUGCCUCCCUGGACGCCGAAUUGUUGGAGCACAGGUUGAGAGUGGUUGGCAAGAUGAUACCAAUGGAUGGUGGCGAAGGACCUAUGGGUCUUUGGGAGAAGACACGCUUGCUAUUGGUUUCGAGACUCAACACUACCGCGGUGGUAGCUGGGCUUUGAUUGUAUGGGCGGUUGACAAUAAUAUAUACAUGGAAGCCUGA
Molecule: messenger RNA, 1488 nt
Organism: Alternaria incomplexa
Lineage: Eukaryota; Fungi; Ascomycota; Dothideomycetes; Pleosporales; Pleosporaceae
Exons: 2
Coding region: 1-1488 (495 amino acids)
Source: RefSeq, a predicted model, not a curated record